This is a messenger RNA of Miscanthus lutarioriparius, 609 nucleotides long. Lineage: Eukaryota; Viridiplantae; Streptophyta; Magnoliopsida; Poales; Poaceae. The record is from the annotation of a GenBank genome assembly.
AUGGGGGGAUUGGUGGAGUUGGAGCACCACCAAUACCAAGGCGGCUUGGAGCGUUUGGUUCGCAGCCUGCCUGCACAGCCGCUGGGACUGAACCUUAGCUUCCAAGGUUUUGGUGUCUCUGUGGACGAUGGUGCCAAGGACGACUGUGAAGAUCUGCGUGGCCUUCCAUUGACCCAACCAUCACCGGCAGCCUCGUACUCGUACUCACCUCCGGCAAUAGAGACGGCGACCACCCAUGCCUGUGGUCAUGGAUCACCGUCACCGGCGCUCAGUGCAACAGAUGCAGAGAACGAGAAGCACUCGGUGAUCGACGCGCCAGCAGCAGCGGCUUUUGUCCUGGUGCUGCUGGACGGCGGGGAGAUGAUGGCUCAGCAGACAUCGACCGGCGGCGAGAUGCAGGGCGUGGAGUGCAGCGAGGCGGCGGCCGCGGACGUGGCCGCGUGGUGGAGCAAGAUCUUCGAGAGCGGGCAACGCGCGCCCCCAAACGCGGAGGACGUGGCGGCGGCCACGGCGGCCGGUUUGCCGGCGGACUGGCGGUGGCUUUGUGGCGACGAUGAUGUCGGUGCCGCUGAGCAAGGAGCGGUCACGGGGGCGUCCCGGCGACGAUGA